Oreochromis niloticus (Nile tilapia) is the source of this 4079-nucleotide messenger RNA. It is a transcript of the gene cdk18, whose product is annotated as cyclin dependent kinase 18. The transcript has 14 exons. Gene Ontology annotation, cellular component: cytoplasm; nucleus. The record is from RefSeq and is a predicted model, not a curated record. Gene Ontology annotation, biological process: protein phosphorylation. Gene Ontology annotation, molecular function: cyclin-dependent protein serine/threonine kinase activity; ATP binding. Lineage: Eukaryota; Metazoa; Chordata; Actinopteri; Cichliformes; Cichlidae. Bases 179 to 1342 code for a protein of 387 amino acids.
AAGUUUUCGGUACCCCACCACCGUUGAUUAUGUUUCCCCUCUGUCAGGCCUGACUCCAGACAGACUGGGUCCUCCAUCUCAUGAUGCCAGCCCAGUGAGCCCUGAACCAACUACUCCAGGAGCACAGUCUCCAUCCCACCUACACUACCACAGCAAGGCCCAGCACAGACGCUUCUCCAUGGAGGACGUUAGUAAGCGCAUGUCCCUGCCAAUGGACAUCCACCUGCCUCCAGAGUUUCUGAAGAAGUUGCAGAUGGAGAAUGAAAACUCACCGCUCUGCAAACCUCUCAGUCGCAUGUCUCGACGCGCCUCACUGUCUGACAUAGGAUUUGGGAAACUGGAAACAUAUGUUAAGCUUGGCAAACUGGGUGAGGGGACAUAUGCUACAGUCUUUAAAGGGCGGAGCAAACUCACUGAGAACCUGGUUGCACUGAAGGAGAUCCGGCUGGAGCACGAUGAGGGGGCACCUUGCACUGCUAUCAGAGAAGUGUCUCUGCUAAAGAACCUGAAGCACGCUAAUAUUGUCACCCUGCAUGACAUCAUCCACACCGACCGCUGCCUUACUCUGGUGUUUGAGUAUCUUGACAGUGAUCUUAAACAGUACUUGGACAACUGUGGGAACCUCAUGAGCAUGCAUAAUGUCAAGAUCUUCAUGUUCCAGCUGCUGCGUGGUCUGUCCUAUUGUCACAAGAGGAAAAUCCUCCACAGAGACCUAAAGCCUCAGAACCUGCUCAUCAAUGAUAAGGGCGAACUGAAGUUAGCUGAUUUUGGUCUGGCCAGGGCCAAGUCCGUCCCCACUAAGACCUAUUCCAAUGAGGUGGUAACGCUUUGGUAUCGACCUCCUGACGUGCUGCUAGGCUCUACAGAAUAUUCCACACCCAUCGACAUGUGGGGCGUAGGCUGCAUCCUGUAUGAGAUGGCAACAGGUCGUCCCAUGUUUCCUGGUGCCACUGUGAAGGAAGAACUACAUCUAAUUUUUAGGCUCAUGGGCACUCCGACAGAGGAGACCUGGCCUGGUAUCAGCAGUAAUGAGGAAUUUAUGUCCUACCUCUUUCCUCAGUACAGACCUCAAGCUCUCAUCAACCAUGUGCCCCGGUUGGACACAGAAGGGAUUGACCUGCUGUCUGCUCUGCUGCUGUAUGACACCCGGAGCAGACUCUCCUCUGAAACGGCUCUACGUCACCCCUACUUCCUGAGUCUGGGAGACAACAUUCAUAACUUGGCAGACACUGCUUCAGUGUUUUCUCUCAGAGAGGUGCAGCUCCAGAAGGACCCAGGACACCGCAGCUCAGUAUUCCAGCCUUUAGGUCGAGGAAAGAACCGAAGACAAAGCAUCUUCUAGAGGUCGUGGAGAGGAUGAAGAGAGAUGCACGCAAAGCAGAAGACGGCGAGGAACUGCCUUUUCAGAUCACAACACCAAGGCCAUCGCAGCUCAGCACAUUCACAGCAUGUUCACCUGCACGGACAAACACGCAGUCAUUUCCAUGGCAGCUGACUGUGGAGGCACACAGAGUUUCUGGAGACAAACUUGUAUUGCACUUGAAAUACCUUCUGUAUUCAUACAUAUUUGCACACAUUUGCACAAUCAGCUACACCGAACAUGCUGCCGUGAUGUAACUGGACACACCAGAGAUUCAUCCUCCUGACACACACAUGCAUUUCAGCCUAAGAAGAAACGGAGAACUAAAUGAAACGCUCUGCUAUGCUAUACUGCACACCUUUACACAGGCCUGCUUUACAUAGUGUUCAGAGCACACCCAGGGUUCUAGCCAUUCAAAGUAGCUGCUAUCACAACUGGAACAAUGGAUACAGUUGCAGGUAUGCAUGUCUUUGCCCAAACAGAAAUGCAAGUAUUGCAUUAUGUGUUGAGUUUGUUCCAAGUCAGUUGGUUUCUAAAUUAUUUUCUGGUUUUAUCUUACAAAACAUAUGGUCUAACACUGAUAUGUAGCUUAAAGACACAGUUUGGCAACCAAGGACCCUUAUGAAUCCUAAUUCUUCUCUCAGCUCAACAGUGAUUCACAGGGAUUUGUAGUUUGAGGACAGGGUUAAAACUUAUACACCACCACUACCCACAGAAAAGGCUGACCAGAAACCAAAGAGAAUAGUCACAUUUUUUUCUGUUACUUGGAUUAUCUGAUUUUGUGAUGUAAUUUGUUUAAACAUUGUGUAAAUAUAUAGUUAAUAUUUAAUUGUCAUAGAAGAAGUUCAUAUCAUGUUUUUUAAGCCCCUUUGCUUUGCUAACCUCAAAUUUUAAAAAACUGUAACGUUAGAUAUAACUCUGGGUGCUGCUAGGCACUUGCUCAAUAACGGACCUGUAUGCAUUUGCAAAGUGUUGGUGAACUGAUGAAGCAAAAACAUUAUGCGGCUCACAGAAAAACACUCAGUAACGCUUCAUGGUCAUUCAUUACUUUGCAUAAUGUGACGAGCUAUGCAUAAUGUGCAUUAGCUAGUGAUGGUUAGCUAUCCCAGCUAGCUAAAAAUUUAUUCCAAAUCCCACUGACAUUUGUAAUUAUGCUAAUAGCUAAAAGUUUAGUCUGGAAGGCCAUCUUUCAAAAUAGCACGUUUUAGGCACACAGAUAUUAAAUGAGAGAAUUAAAGACUGAUAUAAUAUUAUUGCUCAAUACUCUAUACUCAGUCUGUUUAACACAUACUUGAUCGUUAUGGGCAAAACUGAGCCCUCAGUGAACGGUGCAGGGUUGCAUGGCAGUUUUAGCAUGUAGUGGUCAAACCAUGUUCAGUUUUUGUGUUCACUGUGUGUUACAGAAGGCGUUGAUGCUCUCUUGGCUUUGUAAUGAAUAUAUACUUGUAGGUGCUGCUUUCAGUCUUGUGAGCUGCAUCUUUGCAUUCUCGCUUAUCUGACCAAGGAUUCAGCACGGCACUAAUCUGAAAUGCAGUCACAGUUUACUUACACAGUAAAUGGGUUUAAAUGGUGUGAGUUGCAUUUGACAGUUGAUUUUUACUGCUCAAGUUUAUGAAAAGCAACUGUAGAAUUGGAAAGUUAACUUUAAGCGUUAUAAUAUUAGGGUUGCUAACAACAACAUAAGAUAUUUUGUUAUUAAAAUAUUCUUAUAGGGAAACCCACAGAUUAAAUAUAACUCUGAAUCCCACAUCACAUUAUCCUAUCCAAAAUCAUGUUAAAAUUCACUCAUGGUCAUUUUUAAUUGAGUAUGAGCCUCUGUCCCAUAGUUACAACUGGAGGUUCAGCUCUUCAUGAACAAUAUGGCAGGUGUGUUGACACAAUGGUCCAAUGAACAGAAGUAAGCAUUGCGGCAUCUACAUGUAUAUACCUUAGCUGUUGUUAUUGAACAGAAUGGAAUCGGAUGUAUUGUGAUAUUACCGCCGACUUUCUUAGGCCCCAGUGUGGCAGCUAUGGUUUACUUGUAUCACAUAACGGUCUUGAAGUUGUAGGCAUAGCGUUACACUGCUCAUUUGCAGUACCUCUGCCGUCAUGUAACAACCACUGAAGCUACGAUAAAAUCUGACUCCGUUGUGAACAUAAACCUGGAAAGUGGAUAGACUCGCCUCGCUACAGUGCCCGUGUCUUCUCGUUGUGGGGGUAACAUUCCUUACAGUGUUAACAGCUGACUUUCACACCAGUUUUUUGAAGUUGCCUUAGUAAACUGUGCAUGAUAUUUUAGCUUGUGAAGAAAUUAUAUUUGCUUCAGUGUAUCCAAUGUGCUAGGAGACAUUUAUUUUGUGUAUGUAAAUAACUCACUAUGGGUGUAUGUAUUUUUGUAGUUUCCUAUUUGCACCAGCCGGAAGUGUCCUCUGAAGCCUGUUCCCCUCCCUUUGUGUCUUUCCUUACAUGGUUCCAAAGUAUGACCCCAUAUUUUACCAAACUCCUCAUUCCUAAACCAGUGAAUGGAGAAAAUAUGCCCUGUAGGUACUUUCUAGUAGCAGUUUAGUAGGAGACACCACUACCCUUCAUAAUUUGCACAGCCUGUUGUUAGAGAGCAGCUUUUCACAGUAGAUUCACUAAAGAAAAGUGCAUACAGUGACAAGUACACUCUUCUGUGAAUAGACAGGUGAGAAUUUCACAACUGUGUUUUUAAUAGUUCCCAUGUGAUCAUUUGAGCCAA